AUGCUAUCAAAUUCCAAAUCCAAUACCAGAAAGCUCCUCUGUUUUCUCCAUAGUGAUGAAGCUCUUCUCAAAGUCACUAACUUCCACUGAUGUCCGCAGAAGGUUGGCCAUCCCCACCAAGAUUGUGAACUCCUUGUUACCCAACGGAGGUGACCAUGCAGUGGAGUUGCACGUCCGGCAGGGGACCACCGUGUGGCCAAUUACGUGCACAACUCGCAAAAAUGGGUACAAAAAGCCUGCACUUUCCAAAGGGUGGAGACCCUUUGCUCUUAGGAACAAACUAAAAGUGGGUGACGUUGUGACCCUUUACAAGGAGGAAGAUGAAGUAGGGUAUUUGGACUACAGGAUUGAAGUGAAGAGAGCAGAUAAGCCAUCUCUUAAGCACUCUGUUGCCACCGUCAGCAAUUUACCGACCGGUAACUCCGGCGAAACUACUUGCAUAUUACAUCCCAGCUUUGAAGAUGGAGUAGUCAAGCUAGUUGGUGUUUCAGAUGAGAAAGUAGAAAAGCGCUCUUUCAAGCUAUUUGGGUUUAAUGUUGUUGAGAAGCGGCCACUGGCGGACGCCUCCUCCUAUGAAGCCACCGCCGAUAAAACAGAGAUUGGGGCCCAAGAGGAGACUCUAGACUUGACUCUGAACAACAGUCCUUUCUUCUCACCUCCUCCUCCUCUUUCGACGGAAAAAGUCUGCUGUAUCCCCGGAAUACAGCAACGUGGUAUCCCAACCUAAUGGGAAAACACCACAUCAACAAUUUUUUCAGACUUCAUCAAUCCCAAACCCAAAAAACAACUGAUGUGGUGUUUUCCCAUUGGGUUGGGAUACCACGUCUGCUGUAUCCCGGGGAUACAGCAGACUU
Messenger RNA from Rubroshorea leprosula, 854 nucleotides. The record is from the annotation of a GenBank genome assembly. NCBI's taxonomy places the organism in Eukaryota, Viridiplantae, Streptophyta, Magnoliopsida, Malvales, Dipterocarpaceae.